AUGGGUGUCACCCCGUUCCACCGAUCUAUCCUCGAGGUCCGGUUGCCGAAACACUUCGACAAACCAACGGACAUGAGGUAUGACGGAACUCAAGACCCUCUAGAACAUCUCACGGCCUUCGAAGCCAGGAUGAAUCUAGAGGGAGUAGGCGACGAAGUAAGAUGCCGCGCCUUCCCGGUAACCCUAGCAGGACCAGCGAUCAGAUGGUUUAACGGCCUCCCUCAAGGUUCCAUCUACAAUUUCUCAGACAUCAGCCGCGCCUUCCUGGCUCAAUUUACAACGCGGAUAGCAAAGGCCAAGCAUCCUAUCAACCUUCUCGGGGUAACCCAGAGACAGGGAGAGCCGACCAGGAGGUACUUAGAUCGGUUCAACGACGAAUGCUUGGAGAUUGACGGCUUGACCGACUCGGUGGCCAGUCUCUGCCUGACAAACGGCCUCCUCAACGAGAAUUUCCGAAAACACCUUACCACGAAGCCGGUUUGGACAAUGCAUGAAAUCCAGAUGGUGGCUAAGGAGUACAUAAACGACGAGGAAGUCAGCCGAGUCGUGGCUGCCAAUAAGCGGCAGUCCGGUUACGGCCAGGCUCGGCAGUCCGGUGGCGACGGUGAGAGAGCAAAAGAAAAGGCUAGGGAGGAGACAUCAAACAAAGCACCUAGGCCGUUCCCUCGAGUGGGGAAAUUUACUAACUACACUCCACUCACCCUCCCCAUUGUGGAAGUCUAUCAACAAAUAGCUGAGAAGGGAAUUCUUCCGAAGCCCCGACCACUUAAGGACCGUACGGGUGGAAACAAGAACCUUUAUUGUGAUUACCAUAAGGGGUAUGGCCAUCAAACACAGGACUGUUUCGACCUGAAGGAUGCACUAGAACAGGCGAUAAGGGAAGGAAAGCUAACAGCGUUCUCCCAUCUCAUCAGGGAGCCGAGAAGGCGUUAUCGUGAUCAAGACGAGGAAGGCAAGACACGCUCGGCCAAGCGGCGACAGGAGCCCGAAGACAGAGACCAUGGCCUCACUGUGAUAAACGUGGUAACGGCAAAAAACGCUGCACCAAAAUCCCGGUCGGCUCACAAGAAAGACGCCAAGGUUCUGGCGAUCUCAUCCCCACCGGUGCAAAGUACCAAGAGACCUCCGUCCAUUUCCUUCGGCCCAGAAGACCAAUGGUUCAGCGACGCCCCGGAAAACCCCCCAUGGUCAUAA
Messenger RNA from Arachis duranensis, 1194 nucleotides. RefSeq lists its product as uncharacterized. Bases 1 to 1194 code for a protein of 397 amino acids. The transcript has a single exon. The record is from RefSeq and is a predicted model, not a curated record. NCBI's taxonomy places the organism in Eukaryota, Viridiplantae, Streptophyta, Magnoliopsida, Fabales, Fabaceae.